AUGGUUACUGCUUUAGUGCUAAACAAGAAAUACAACUUUUCGCAUAUUGUGUUUCAUUACAUGGCAGAGAAUAUUACAUCAAAGAGCAAGACCUGGACGUAUCCGAGGUUCGUGCAGAUGUUGAUUGAUCACGCGUAUCCUGAGAUUGACAAAAAUAUAAAGGAUGAUUUGUUGGUGCAAUCACAUAUGAACGAAGUUACAAUCAAACAGCUUGUGAGAUAUCACCCGAACCACCCUGAACCGAAAGUUAGUGCAGAAUUCUUUGGUUUCAUAAAAGAUGCAAACUACGUCGAUCCAGAUCCAGUUGAUCACCAGAACUGGAGAAAUGAAGCUGAAAUGAAAGAAGCGAAUGAGUGGUAUGUGAAAGAAACUGGGAGAAGACGCAGAAAGGCCACUCCUAUUGUUAAAAAGGAUGAAGGAUCUUCUUCACAACCAAAGAAGAAGCAAAAGAAAGCUGCUAAAACGUCUUUGAUCGAUGAACCUGAAGAAGAUGAACAGGUGGUCACUGUGGAAAAGGAAACAGUAGUAGUUGUGGAAGAUGAUCCAUUUAAUGUUGAUGAUUUGUUUGAUGUUGAUAAAGUUGUUAAUGUUGAAGCACAGAACGAAAAAGAAAAGGUGGUUGAUGAUAUUGAGGGAGAUGAUGUGGAUAAAGAUACUACAAGCUCCUCAAGCUCUUCAGAUGAUGAAAUUGAUGAAACUGAACGUUUACGAAGAGUUCAGGAAGAAAUAGAACAAGAAAAGUUGUUAAGAAAGAGAAAAAGACAGGUAAAGGACGAUGAUGAAGUUUAUGUGCCUUCUCCAGAACACGUUUCAGUGUCACAAUCUCCUCAAGGCAGCAGAAAGAAAGCCGGAGCUCGAAAGAAAGUAGUUUCUCCAAAGAUUCGCAAAGCCACACCAAAGAUAUCAAAACCGAAGAUUGUGCUAAAGAAGAAACAAACCAAAGAAACUAGGAAGCCACCUACACCACCACAUGAACCAACACCACCACAAUCACCAAUCCAAUCACCACCCCGACAACCUACACCACCACAGCAAUCGUCACCACCUAAACAACCAACACCUCCAAGACAACCAUCACCACUACAUCAUUCACCUCUACCACAACAAACUCUUUUCACCUCGCAAGAACUCUUUCAGACCCCUCCACUCACCCAAAUGCAACCUGGUUCUUCUACCAAAGGUCUUUAUACUCCUCAUGAUAAUCUUGAAGACAUCGGAGACUUCGGUUUUGAGAACAAUGAACAAGUGUUGAAGUUGGAGAAAAUGAUGGAUGAAGUGUUAGUGGAAAACAAGAAAUUAGCCGCUGAAAAUAAGAAGGUGUCUGAUCGGGAGACAAUUCUAGAAAUGCGUGUGAAGAAGUUGGAGAUUGAUAAUAAAGAGUUGGUGAAAAAGAUUGAUUCUGAUCAGUCAGAGAUAGACAUUUUGAAGGUAAAAAUUGCUGAGCUGGAAGAAGAAAAGGCUCGACGAGAUGAGCAAAAUGAGUAUUUCAAAUUGAAGAACAAAGAAUUUGAAGCAGCUAAAGCGUUAAGAGAUCAUGAGUUCUAUAUGCUGAAUAAAGUAGUUGAAAUCAUGCUCGGAACAUCUGUAGAGCAAAAGUUUGAAGAGCUGCAAGUUGAAGAGCUCAGAGCUGAACGUCAAGCCAAAAUAGAUGAACAAAUGAAAGACAAAGGCAAAGGCGUUGAAGGAAGUUCUACAGUGACAGAAAGAUCGAUUGUUCCUUCAAUGGUGGUUGAAAAUCCCGAGCCUAUCUCUGCAGUUUCUGGUCUGUUUGAGGAUUAUACUCCUCUUGAAGAGUUAAUGGGUGAUAGUGAUGAGGAUGAUGAAGAAGAGGAGGAUGAAGAGGAAGAUGUCAAAAAUGAGAAAGUAUACUCUACGAGCAGUCAUGGUUCAGGUAAAGACGAUGAUGAUGAUGAUGCUCAGGGUGGUACAGGAUUGAAAGUUACUGAAGCUUCUGAUGAACAGAAUGUUGAUAACUUGAUGAACGACACUAUGAACGAAGAAUCAGGGGAGCUGAUAGACAGGGGGAGUCAGGUGAUGCAGAGAAUGUUCAACAAGCAGAGAAAUUGA
Helianthus annuus (common sunflower) is the source of this 2067-nucleotide messenger RNA. Its product is annotated as glutamic acid-rich protein-like. The transcript is spliced from 2 exons. The record is from RefSeq and is a predicted model, not a curated record. Bases 1 to 2067 code for a protein of 688 amino acids. Lineage: Eukaryota; Viridiplantae; Streptophyta; Magnoliopsida; Asterales; Asteraceae.